CCUCGCCCUGGGGGGUGCCCCACGCCCGGCUGUGUUUCUCUUUGGGGGAGGGGGGGUUUAGGUUCUGCGGAGAAGGUGGAGAAGAAGCAAAGAAAGAGGAAAAAGAAGAAAGAAAGAAAGAAAGAGUUCGAUCAGGCGGAGACGUAGAGCUGUUUUUGGUCUUCGACUGUGGAAACGGACGGACGUGGAGAUUUAAGGAAAAGAAGGCAAGAAGAAGAGAGGGAAAGAAAAAAAAAAGACUGAGAGAGGAGGAGAAAGACAAAGAGAGAGAGAGAUAGAGAGAGAGAUAGAGGGAGAGACACUGGACCUGCUGUCUACUUCUGCUUCUUCUUUUCCUUUCUUGUUUUCCCAUCCUUCCUUUCUUCACGAUGCCGCCGAAGAUAUACUACGGUGAUAGAUACUACUUCUAUCCGCAGGUGGAUCUGCUCUCGCUGCUGUUCGACCCGAACCCGCAUGCGUUGGCGCAGGAGGACGGGCGCAUCCACAUCGACGCCGCCAACACGGCCAACUACGUGACCAAGGCGCACGCGCGCACACUGACGGAGAACUUUGCGCACGCCUUCCGGCACGGGUUUGGCAUCGGCGCCGGCGGCCGCAACGCCGACGUCGUCGUCGGCUUCUCCACGGGCCAGAUCCUGCUUCCCGUCGCGUUUUACGGCACCAUCGCGGCCGGCGGCAUCUUUUCAUGCGCGAGCCACUCCUUCACGGCCGCCGAGCUGGCGCGCCAGCUAGACCAGGGCCAAGCCAAACUUCUCGUCUGCAGCGCCGACCUCAAGGAUGUCGCUGUCCAAGCUGCCAAGCUGUACGGCCUUCCGCUCGAUCGCGUCCUCGUGCUGGACAGCGAGCAUCGAAAUUGGAGCCUCAAGUCUGUCCUGGGUAAGGAUCACUGGACGGACCAGAGGCUCACCUGGGAGCGCAUCACCGACCAGCACGAGCUGGAGAACAGCAUCAUCAAUCUCCUGUACUCGUCCGGGACCACCGGCGUGCCCAAAGCCGUCAUGCUCUCUCACACGAUGAUGGUGUCCCAGGUUUGGAUCUCGUCCCAGGUCGCUCGAGAAUGGGCCAUCCCACGCAUGCUGUCUGGCGAGUUGCAACCACCCACGUCUCCCAUGAGGACGCUUGCCCACCUGCCAGCGGCGCACAUCGCCGGCGUCGCCGGCUACUUCGUGGCCCCCAUGUACUCCGGCACGGAGUGUUACUGGAUGAAGAAGUACGAGUGGAAGAAGUUCCUUCAGUACAACAAAGAGCACAAGAUCACCGCCUUCUUCACCGUGCCUGCCAUUUGGGCACGCAUCGCCAAGUCGCCCGACGUCACCGAUCAAUUCGCCACGCUGGAGGGAGGCGCCGGCGGCGCGGCGCCCAUGGACGGCGCGCUGCAGAAAAGCGCAGGCGAGCGAUUCGGCGGCCAGAUCGUCGGCACGUACGGCAUGAGCGAGACCACCGGCAGCGUGUGUACUCUGCCUCGCGGCAUGGUGGACACCACAGGCAGCGUGGGCGUUCUUCACCCAAAUACCAUGGUCCGGCUCGUGGACGAGAAUGAUAACGACGUGCCGGAGGGCGAGCCCGGCGAGCUGUGGGUCAAGGGCCCGACGACGACAAAAGGCUACUACCGCAAUCCCGAGGCCACCAAGGAGGCCUUCGUCGACGGCUGGUACCGCUCCGGCGACAUCCUGCAGCGACGCGAGAACGGGCUGUGGUACGUCACCGACCGCAAGAAGGAGCUCAUCAAGUACAAGGGCAUCCAGGUCGCCCCCGCCGAGCUCGAGGGCUUCCUGCUGUCCCACCCGCUGAUCGAGGACGCGGCCGUGAUCGGCGUGCCCGGCGAGGACACGGAAGUGCCGCGCGCCUACGUCGUCGCCACCGACAGGUCCAAGCUCUCCGAGGACGACGUCAAGAACCUGGUCCGGGACAAGCUGGCGCCCUACAAGCAGCUGCGCGGUGGCGUCGUCUUCGUCGACAGCAUCCCGCGCAACGCCGUCGGUAAGAUCCUACGCCGCGACCUGAGAGAGAGGGCGAAGAAGGAGCGCGCAAAGCUGUAGGAUUUUUGGGUGCGGGAGACUCGGAGCCUGCCCGUUUCGCCCCUUUUGGGAGCGUUUUGCAUUGCUUUGAUCACUAAGUUGGAUUGUGCGCGGGAAUUUCGCUCUUUCUCUCUUUGUUUAUGGUUUGAC
Molecule: messenger RNA, 2168 nt
Organism: Verruconis gallopava
Lineage: Eukaryota; Fungi; Ascomycota; Dothideomycetes; Venturiales; Sympoventuriaceae
Exons: 3
Coding region: 369-2039 (556 amino acids)
Biological process (GO): secondary metabolic process
Molecular function (GO): CoA-ligase activity
Source: RefSeq, a predicted model, not a curated record